Molecule: messenger RNA, 1158 nt
Organism: Rotaria sp. Silwood1
Lineage: Eukaryota; Metazoa; Rotifera; Eurotatoria; Philodinida; Philodinidae
Source: the annotation of a GenBank genome assembly
AUGGGGUUUUUUAUUCGAGACCUUCAUAAUCAUAUCGCUAAACUUCAUCAGGAACAAUAUGCUGGGCAUGCACGUUCGAAAUCAUUUAUUGUCUAUCAUGGUCAAUGUUUGUCAGAGACAAACUUUGAUCAAUUGAACAAAACAAAAAAUGGACUUUUAUCAUUUAAUAAUUUCUUAUCGACUAGUACGGAUCGUGAAGUAUCGUUCAAUUUUAUUCGUCAAACUAUUAGAACAUCCGAUCUUGUUGGUGUCUUAUUUGUCAUGAAAAUUGAACCGUCCAUCGUAUCUACGCCAUUUGCUAAUGUACGUGACGUCAGUUAUUUUGAAGAAGAAGAAAUUCUCUUCUCCAUCCAUUCCAUAUUUCGUAUCGGUAAAAUCCAACAAAUGGACAAUGAUCGUCUUUGGCGAGUAGAUCUUACGCUAGUCAGUGAUGAAGAUCCGGAAUUGCAAGUACUGACUGAACAGAUACACAAGAAUACUAAUCCUAACGCAAAAGGAUGGGAUCGUUUGGGUAUGUGCCUAAUUAAACAGGAAGAUUUCAAUAAAGCUCAAGAUUUGUAUAAUAUCUUGCUUGAUCAAACAACAAACGAUCGUGAAAAAGCAGAUAUUUAUAACCAGCUAGGAUUGGUCAAGGAGAACCAAGGUGAAUAUCAAGAGGCCAUUGCCUAUUAUCAACAAUCAAGUAAUAUCCUUGAGAAAAUUCUCUCUCCGACGGACACUCGAUUAGCUGCUUCUUACAGCAAUAUUGGUUUGGUGUAUGAUAAGAUGGGUGAUUAUUCGAAGGCUCUUUCAUUUCAUGAAAAAGUACUAAAAAUUGACCAAAAAAAUCUUCCCUCAAAUCAUCCUAAUUUAGCUGCUUCCUACAAUAAUAUUGGUAUGGUUUAUGAUAACAUGGGCAACUAUUCGGAGGCGCUUUCAUUUCAUGAAAAAGCAUUAGAAAUCUAUCAAAAAACGCUUCCUUCAGAUCAUACUGAUUUAGCUGCUGCUUACAACAAUAUAGGUUGGGUUUAUAGAAACAAGGGUGAUUACUCGAGAGCACUUGAAUCUUAUGAACGUGCUCUUGAAAUUCAACAACGAUCACUGCCUCCUGAUCAUCCUGAUCUUCAAGAUGCAGAAUUUGAUAAUACAAUACUAGUAUCAUCGAAAUCUUCAUUUUGA